Messenger RNA from Tetrapisispora phaffii CBS 4417, 6705 nucleotides. RefSeq lists its product as uncharacterized. Gene Ontology annotation, molecular function: ATP binding; metal ion binding; acetyl-CoA carboxylase activity. NCBI's taxonomy places the organism in Eukaryota, Fungi, Ascomycota, Saccharomycetes, Saccharomycetales, Saccharomycetaceae. The record is from RefSeq and is a predicted model, not a curated record. Gene Ontology annotation, biological process: fatty acid biosynthetic process. Bases 1 to 6705 code for a protein of 2234 amino acids. The transcript has a single exon.
AUGAGUGAAGAGAAUUUAUUCGAAACAAGUGUGGAUAAAUCCAAAUACGAAGUCACUGAUUACUCAAGUUAUCAUGCUGAUUUACCAAGCAAUUUCAUUGGUUUGAAUAUAAUUGAAAAAGCUGAAGAAUCUCCACUGAAAGAGUUCGUUAAAAGUCACGGAGGUCACACCGUUAUUUCGAAAGUUUUAAUUGCUAAUAAUGGUAUUGCUGCUGUAAAAGAAAUCAGAUCUGUUAGAAAAUGGGCCUAUGAAACUUUUGGUGACGAAAAAGUCGUCCAAUUCGUAGCAAUGGCUACUCCAGAAGAUUUGGAAGCUAAUGCUGAAUACAUUAGAAUGGCUGAUCAAUAUAUAGAAGUACCAGGUGGUACGAAUAAUAAUAAUUAUGCUAACGUUGAUUUAAUUGUAGAUCUUGCAGAAAGAUGUGAUGUCGAUGCUGUUUGGGCAGGUUGGGGUCACGCUUCUGAAAACCCACAUUUACCUGAAAAAUUAGCUGACUCGAAAAGAAAGGUCAUAUUUAUUGGUCCUCCAGGUAAUGCUAUGAGAUCUCUAGGUGAUAAAAUUUCAAGUACUAUCGUUGCUCAACAUGCAAAAGUUCCUUGUAUUCCAUGGUCAGGUACAGGUGUCGACAAGGUACAUAUCGACGAAAAAACUGGGUUAGUAUCAGUUGAUGAUGAUGUCUAUCAACAAGGUUGUUGUAACUCCCCAGAAGAUGGUUUAAUAAAAGCUAAAGAAAUUGGUUUCCCAGUCAUGAUCAAAGCCUCAGAAGGUGGUGGUGGUAAAGGUAUUAGAAAAGUAGAAAAUGAAGAAGAAUUUAUCUCCUUAUAUCAUCAAGCUUCUAACGAAAUUCCUGGUUCUCCUAUAUUCAUAAUGAAAUUAGCUGGUAGGGCUCGUCAUUUAGAAGUUCAAUUAUUAGCAGAUCAAUACGGUACCAAUAUAUCACUAUUUGGUCGUGAUUGUUCCGUUCAAAGACGUCAUCAAAAGAUUAUCGAAGAAGCUCCAGUGACAAUUGCCGGUCAAAAGACUUUCUCAGAAAUGGAAAAAGCCGCCGUCAGGCUAGGAAAAUUAGUUGGUUAUGUGUCAGCCGGUACAGUUGAAUAUUUAUACUCACAUAAAGAAGAUAAAUUUUAUUUCUUGGAACUAAAUCCAAGAUUACAAGUCGAGCAUCCAACUACUGAAAUGGUCAGUGGUGUUAACCUACCUGCUGCCCAAUUGCAAAUUGCUAUGGGUAUCCCAAUGCACAGAAUUAGAGAUAUUCGAACAUUAUAUGGUUUAGACCCACACGGUGCAGCUGAAAUCGAUUUCGAAUUUAACAACGAAGAAUCUAUGAAAAAACAAAGAAAACCAACACCAAAAGGUCACUGUACGGCAUGUCGUAUCACAUCUGAAGAUCCCAACGAAGGUUUCAAACCAUCUGGAGGUUCUUUACACGAAUUGAAUUUUCGUUCGUCCUCGAAUGUCUGGGGUUAUUUCUCAGUGGGUAAUAAUGGUAAUAUUCAUUCAUUUUCUGAUUCACAAUUUGGUCACAUAUUUGCUUUCGGUGAAAAUAGACAGGCAUCUAGAAAGCACAUGGUUGUUGCAUUAAAAGAAUUAUCUAUCAGAGGUGAUUUUAGGACAACUGUUGAAUACUUAAUUAAAUUAUUAGAGACAGAAGAUUUUGAAGAUAAUACAAUAACAACAGGUUGGUUAGAUGAUUUGAUUAUUCAAAAAAUGACUGCUGAGAAACCAGAUCCAACUUUAGCUGUAAUUUGUGGUGCUGCUACCAAGGCUUUCAUUGCAUCCGAAGCUACUCGUAAGGAAUAUGUAGAAUCUUUAAAGAGAGGCCAGGUUCCAUCCAAAUCUAUUUUACAAACAAUGUUCCCAGUUGAGUUCAUACAUGAAGGCAAGAGAUAUAAGUUCACCGUAGCUAAAUCUGCCGAAGAUAGAUACACCUUAUUUAUCAAUGGUUCCAAAUGUGAAGUUCGCGCUCGUAAAUUAUCCGAUGGUGGUUUAUUAAUUACAAUUGGUGGUAAAUCUCACACAAUUUAUUGGAAAGAAGAAGUAUCUGCUACCAGAUUAUCAGUCGAUUCUAAAUCAACAUUAUUGGAAGUUGAAAAUGAUCCAACUCAACUACGUACACCAUCCCCAGGUAAGUUAGUAAAAUUUUUAGUAGAAAAUGGUGAUCACAUCUCAUCUGGACAACCAUACGCAGAAGUUGAAGUUAUGAAAAUGCAAAUGCCUCUUAUUGCUCAAGAGAGCGGUAUAGUUCAGUUAUUGAAGCAGCCAGGUUCCAAUAUCGUUGCCGGUGAUAUUAUUGCUAUUCUAACUUUAGAUGACCCAUCUAAGGUAAAACAUGCUCUACCAUUUGAAGGUAUGCUUCCAGAGUUUGGUUCCCCUGAUAUUGAAGGAACUAAAGCAGCCCAUAAGUUCAACUCAUUGGUUGCAACUUUAGAAAAUAUUUUAAAAGGUUACGAUAAUCAAGUCACAAUGAAUUCAUCAUUGCAACUAUUAAUCGAAGUUUUAAGAAACCCUGAAUUGCCAUACACAGAGUGGAAAUUACAUAUUUCUGCCCUUCAUUCUAGAAUACCCCCUCAUAUUGAUCAACAAUUAGAGCAGUUGUUAGAAAGGUCCAUAAAACGCAAUGCAGUUUUCCCUGCUAGACAAUUAAGUAAGAUUUUGGAAAGUUCUAUUAAUGACGAAAGUACCGAUGCCUUAUUUGAAGCUACUAUUUCCCCAUUGUUAGAUAUUACUAAACGUUAUGAGAAUGGUUUACAAGCUCAUGAGCAUAACGUAUUUGUUCACUUUUUAGAAGAAUAUUAUGAUAUUGAAAAGUUAUUCGCAGGUCCAAAUGUUAGAGAAGAAAAUGUUAUUUUAAAAUUACGUGAUGAAAAUUCUGAAAACCUUGAUAAAGUUGCCCUAAUGGUAUUAUCCCACGCAAAGGUUUCUGCUAAGAACAAUUUAAUUUUAAAUAUUUUGAAGCAUUACCAGCCAUUAUGCAAGAUGUCUUCUGAAGUAGCAUCUGCAUUUAUGCAACCUUUACACCAUAUCGUCGAAUUAGAGUCCAAAUCUACAGCUAAAGUGGCAUUACAAGCAAGAGAAAUUUUGAUUCAAGGCGCUUUACCAUCGGUUCAAGAAAGAGUUAAUCAAAUUGAACAUAUAUUAAAGUCCUCCGUUGUUAACACUUCGUACGGACAAACUUCAGUUAAAUCAAGAGCGGAACCAGAUCAAAGGAUUCUAAAGGAUUUAAUUGAUUCAAAUUACGUUGUAUUCGAUGUUUUAACACCAUUUUUAUGCAAUCAAGAUCCUGCUAUUGCAUCUGCUGCUGCUCAUGUCUACGUUCAGCGUGCUUACAGAGCGUACACUGUUGGUGAGGUAAAGAUUCAUAAUGGGUUUUCCAAUGUCGUAUGUGAAUGGAAAUUUCAAUUACCAACUGCAGCUUUUGCUGCCGCUCCACAAAUUAAUAAUAAGAUGGGGAUGAAUAGGGCAAUGUCUGUUUCCGAUUUAUCAUUUGUUGUUGACAGUGAUACAUCACCAUUGAGAACAGGUUUAUUAAUUGCUUCCGACCACUUAGAUGAUAUUGAUACUGCUUUAUCUCAAGCGUUGGAGGUAAUUCCUGUCCAUUCUGCUAGUAAUGGACCGGGCCCAGAUAGAUCUAGUGUUUCUGCAACUUUAAGUAAUGUUGCAAAUAUCUAUGUCCACUCUACUGAAGGUUUCGAUAACGAUGAAGCCGUAUUGGUCAGAUUAAAAGAAAUUCUAAAUGAUAAUAAGUCUCAAUUAGUUGAUUCUUCUAUUCGUCGUAUAACCUUUAUGUUUGGUUUUGAAGAUGGUGCAUAUCCAAAGUACUUUACUUUCAGAGGACCUUCGUACAAAGAAGAUGAAACAAUUCGUCAUAUUGAACCAGCCUUAGCCUUUCAAUUAGAAUUAGGAAGAAUGUCAAACUUCAACAUUAAACCCAUUUUCACUGAGAACAGAAACAUUCAUGUUUAUGAAGCCGUUAGCAAAACUUCUCAAUUAGAUAAAAGAUUUUUUACUAGAGGUGUUAUCAGAACAGGUAGUAUACGUGAUGAUAUCUCUAUCCAAGAAUAUCUAACGUCAGAAGCUCAUAGAUUAAUAAGUGAUAUACUUGACAAUUUAGAAAUAAUUGACACUUCAAAUUCAGAUUUGAAUCACAUGUUUAUUAACUUUUCUGCAGUAUUUGAUAUUUCUCCUGAGGAUGUUGAAGCUGCUUUUGGUGGAUUCUUAGAAAGAUUUGGUAAGCGUUUAUUAAGAUUACGUGUCACUUCUGCUGAAAUUCGUAUAAUAAUCAAAGAACCUGUAAGCGGCACACCUGUCCCUCUUCGUGCUUUAAUCAGCAAUGUAUCAGGUUAUGUUGUCAGAGCUGAACUAUAUACUGAAGUUAAAAACUCUAGAAGUGAAUGGGUGUUUAAAUCAUUAGGUAAACCAGGUUCUAUGCAUUUAAGACCUAUUGCUACUCCUUAUCCAGUUAAGGAAUGGUUACAACCUAAAAGAUAUAAGGCACAUUUAAUGGGAACGACUUACGUUUACGAUUUCCCAGAACUAUUCCGUCAAGCUUCUACAACGCAAUGGCAUAAAAAGGAUCCUAAGACCAAUGUUUCUGAUUCAUUUUUUACAUCACAUGAAUUAAUUGAAGACGAAAACGGUGAAUUGACAGAAGUAGAAAGGGAACCUGGUGCCAAUUCUAUUGGUAUGGUUGCCUUUAUCAUAACCGUCAAGACACCUGAAUAUCCACGUGGUCGUCAAUUUGUUAUUGUUGCGAAUGAUAUUACUUUCAAAAUUGGUUCUUUUGGCCCUCAAGAAGACGAGUUUUUCAAUAAGGUCACAGACUAUGCCAGAAUGCGUGGUAUUCCAAGAAUUUACUUAUCUGCUAACUCUGGUGCAAGAAUUGGUAUAGCAGAAGAAUUAAUUCCACUAUUCAAGGUCGCUUGGAAGGACGAUAACGAUUCUACUAAAGGUUUUGAGUACUUAUACUUGACAGAAGAAGAUAUGGUCGUAUUGAAGAAGCAUGAUAAAGACAAUACAGUCAUUACCGAACGUAUUGUUGAAGGUGGUGAACAGAGAAAUGUUAUCAAAACUAUUAUUGGUACCGAGGAUGGUCUAGGUGUUGAGUGUUUGAGAGGGUCUGGUUUAAUUGCUGGUGCCACAUCUAGAGCAUAUAAUGAUAUUUUUACCAUUACUCUAGUCACAUGUAGAUCUGUCGGUAUCGGUGCCUAUUUAGUGAGAUUAGGUCAAAGAGCAAUCCAAAUCGAAGGACAACCAAUUAUUUUAACUGGUGCUCCUUCAAUCAACAAGUUACUUGGUAGAGAAGUCUAUGCUUCCAAUUUACAAUUGGGUGGUCCACAAAUUAUGUAUAACAAUGGUGUUUCUCAUUUAACAGCAACUGAUGAUUUAGCAGCUGUUGACCAAAUUCUGCAAUGGAUUUCUUACAUUCCAGCUAAGCGUAAUAUGCCCGUUCCUAUUUACGAAACUGGUGAUUCUUGGGAUAGAGAUGUAGAAUACAAGCCUUUACCAAAAGAACCUUACAACGUUAGGUGGUUGAUUGAAGGUCGUGAUACUGAUGAUGGCUUCGAAUAUGGUCUAUUCGAUAAGGGUUCUUUCUUUGAAACUUUAUCUGGUUGGGCAAAGGGUGUCGUUAUUGGUAGAGCUAGAUUGGGUGGUAUCCCAUUGGGUGUUAUUGCUGUGGAAACAAGAACUAUUGAAAACGUUAUUCCAGCCGAUCCAGCCAAUCCAGAUUCAACUGAAUCCAUUAUUCAAGAAGCUGGUCAAGUUUGGUAUCCAAAUUCCGCCUUUAAAACUGCACAAGCCAUCAAGGACUUCAACAAUGGUGAGCAAUUGCCUUUGAUGAUCUUAGCUAAUUGGAGAGGUUUCUCUGGUGGUCAACGUGAUAUGUACAAUGAAGUAUUAAAAUACGGUUCUUUCAUUGUCGAUGCCUUAGUUGAUUAUAAACAACCUGUUAUGAUUUACAUUCCUCCAACUGGUGAAUUAAGAGGUGGUUCAUGGGUUGUUGUCGAUCCAAAUAUCAAUCCAGAUCAAAUGGAAAUGUAUGCUGAUGUUGAAUCUAGAGCCGGUGUCUUAGAACCUGAAGGUAUGGUCGGUCUAAAAUACCGUAGAGAGAAAUUAUUAGGUACUAUGAACAGAUUGGAUGAUAAAUAUAGAACAUUGAGAGCUAAAUUAUCUGACACAUCUUUGUCUGAUGAGGAACACCAAGAAGUUUCCAAGGAACUAGCUCACCGUGAAAGACAAUUAUUACCGAUUUAUCACCAAGUAACUGUCCAAUUUGCUGAUUUACAUGACAGAACUGGCAGAAUGCUUGCCAAGGGUGUCAUUAGAAAGGAAUUGGAAUGGUCUAACUCUCGUCGUUUCUUCUUCUGGAGAUUAAGAAGAAGAUUGAAUGAAGAGUAUUUAAUCAGAAGACUAAACAAAAGCUUCAAGAACUCUGCCAAUGUCUCUAGACUAGAGAAAAUAUCCAGAAUUAGAUCAUGGUAUCCUUCGUCUAUCGACAACGACGAUGAUCAAGCUAUAUCUAAGUUCAUUGAAGAAAAAUAUGCUGUAAUUGAUGAAAAUUUCAAUAAAUUAAAAGUGGAAACUGUUGCUCAAGAUUUAGCUAAGAGUUUCAGAAGCGACCAUGACAGUACAAUUGCUGGAUUAUCUGAAGUAUUAAAAAUGUUAUCUACCGAAGACAAGCAAAAACUAUUAAAAAGUUUAAAAUAA